AUGGCAGAGGCAACGCCAGAACUCCAGUCGUCUGGCGCGUCUGACGAAGUAACAGAAAUUGCUUUGACGGACCUCAGUCAGGUGCUCGUCGAAUUGGGAGAUCAUCCCGACAAUGUCCCAUUGAUACGUAGACAGAUACAACUCAUGUUCCGUCUUAGCAUGACGGCUGAGAUCCUCGAUGCCUAUGACAGGCUUUCCUCCCUGGUUAUGCUUGACGAAGCGACAUGGCUAUCGUAUUUCGAUCUCAAAAUACCUUCCUGUCAGCAACCGCUAUCCUUAGAUGCAUUCGUGGAGAUCUUGGAAAAAUACGAUCAGGCCGAACAGGAUUAUAUCUCCGCUGCUGUCUUGACUCGUCACAUACAAUUUGUACUAUCCUGCUUUCAUGCCGGAGGACCGGAAGACGUUGCCAACAGCACAACGACCAUGGUCGAUUCAGAUGUCACCGAGUUCCUCAGUGAGGAUACCACUAGAAACAUGAUUAAGGCAUUGUACCAGAGAGGGGAAGGGCUCUUGGAUCAAAGCGAAGAAAUAUGGCAAAUAUGGUUACAAUGGGAAUUAGGGUUGUUGCAAAACGCAUCGAUCAAGCAGACGCAAAUGGAGGUAAUACACACCAUGUUCGCGGAUCGUGUGAAGAUACCUCAUACCAAUAUCGAUCAAACCACGAGUGCCUAUUCCAACUUUUGCUCUCAGUAUUGUCCAGAGGAGUAUGAGGUCCGAAUGGUAGAAUCAACCGAAAGUAGUCGAGCCGCCAAGAUGAAGCUGAGUGAGAAGCGAUAUGGCAAGACAAGAAGUGAUUUUGAGGAGCAACUGGCACAUACCACCGAGUUGAAUGCCCAGAUAGCAGUCCUGCUGGAGUACGCUUCCUGGGAAUCUGACCCACGGGCAAGGAACAAUGCUCGUGGGAAAGGACCCCAGCCCGAUCAUGAGCUCACUCAAAGUGUUUAUGAGCGAGCGGUAUCACGAUACUCUCUCGCUAGCGGGCAGUCCCAAGCGGCACUAGAUGCUGCUGAAGAAUCGCUGAGGCACUAUAGGCAUCAGUGUAAAGGGCAAGGAAGGAAGAAGCGAGAUGAGGAAGGUUCCGACGAGAUGGCUGCCAUAUAUCAGCAGAUCCAGGUUGCUGGCCAGGCUAUUAGGGCUUACAAAGAUGCCGAAGCCGCAAUCUGGGCCAAAUACGGAGGAUGGGCGGUGAACUCGGCUGGUCGACUUUGGAUACGGGCCACCAGGGCCUGUCCCCAAAAUGGUGACACUUGGAUCAACGCACUACUGAGCGAGUGUAUAUUCGAGAAAUCUCUUGCUCUUGGCCUAUUGACUGUGCCUGAAGGUCGAACCUCGGAUCUGGUAACUGUAUUCGUUGGUAAAGCAGCCUACGAAAAUCGACUGGCAUCACCAGAAGAUAUCGAAUCCUCAUCACAUCCUGUUCUAUCAACGGUACUUAGAGGAAUGGACCUGAGCGGUGAUACAACCCUCAAGCUGGAGAAAUUUUUACUGUCCUGGGCCGAACACCGCGCUCCUGCAUAUAUCGAACAAGCUUUAGCGGUAAUAGAAAAGCCGAGUAAAGCCCGAUCCUCUUCGUAUCAAAUGGUUCUACUACAUACCGAUAUCCUAAGCUUUUUCAAAGCCAUCCAACGCUCAGAUCUCGAUUGGCCGGAGGCAGUAUACGAUGCUCUGAUACAGUUCGAACAUGUGCAUGGGACACUGGACUCCCUACUUGAUGCGAGAACAAAGAUAGAGAGAGAACAAGAAAAGUUGUCGAAGCGUAGGGAGAAGGCUGCAUUGGAAACCCAACAAUAUAUCAUGUCGACCGAUGACGCCGUGGCAACUGUCCAACCAAUCUUGCAAUCUACCGUGGCAGUAGAAGCCACGAAUGCAGCUGAUACCGCUAAAGAGCCUGAAGGGCAUCAAAAACGUGAUCGCGAACACACCACCAUCCUACUGAGUGGAUUACCAAAAGGGACUACGCGUGAUCGCAUCAAUUCCCUUUUCUCGGACUGCGGAGAUAUCCGAGAAACAACAAUUCUUACGGACGAUGAGAGCAUGUUCGAUGCUGCUCUGGUGGAGUUCACAGAUGUGGAGGCGGUACCCCAUGCACUACAGAAGGACCGCAGAAAGAUUGAUGAUGCGGUGAUCUCGGUUUCCAUGUUAUGGCGUUCAACCCUGUUUGUCACGAACUUCGCUCCCGAAAUGGAUGAUGCGGCAUUGCGACAACUAUUUGGUCAGGUGAGUUGCAUCCGCAAAUUGUCACAUGCUGAUUAA
This is a messenger RNA of Kwoniella mangroviensis CBS 8507, 2253 nucleotides long. RefSeq lists its product as uncharacterized. NCBI's taxonomy places the organism in Eukaryota, Fungi, Basidiomycota, Tremellomycetes, Tremellales, Cryptococcaceae. The transcript has 14 exons. Gene Ontology annotation, molecular function: protein binding; RNA binding. Bases 1 to 2253 code for a protein of 750 amino acids. The record is from RefSeq and is a predicted model, not a curated record.